This is a messenger RNA of Populus euphratica (Euphrates poplar), 3229 nucleotides long. Its product is annotated as serine/threonine-protein kinase CTR1-like. The transcript has 15 exons. Lineage: Eukaryota; Viridiplantae; Streptophyta; Magnoliopsida; Malpighiales; Salicaceae. Gene Ontology annotation, molecular function: ATP binding; protein serine/threonine kinase activity. The coding region runs from base 591 to 2756 and encodes 721 amino acids. The record is from RefSeq and is a predicted model, not a curated record. Gene Ontology annotation, biological process: protein phosphorylation.
UUAAUAAAGUAAAUGAUUAAUCUUUUUGCAAUGCUCAUGUUUAUGUUGUGGUCAUCAGUCUGAAACCCAAAAAAAAAAAUGGUGGAAAAAAAAUCCCAUAUUAAAAAAUCUUAAAAUCAAAAGGAUAAAACAAGAACAACCUAAAAUAUUAAUGUCAAAGUCAAAAGGCCUAAACGGCUCCGGAUUUGAGAACCUGCCUGAGAGUCUGUGACCCGCCCAUGUUCGUUAACCAACACUAACCAUUCAAAUCAAAGAAGACCGACCACCAAUCAAUCAGUGACAUACUAUUCCACCGUACACCCGCCCACACAUGAUCCCAUCCCUUCAUUCACUGAACUUAGCAGAAUCCUGUAACAUUCAAAAACUGGAACACCCCACUUAACCCCCACCCAACAAAAGAGAAGAAAAGAAAUUCCCUUUCCUUUCCGUAUUCUUUCCAUUCCAAGCUAAACUAAAAUAUCAAUGUCAGCGAAUCAUUUUCAUUUCCAGCAAUCGUUCUUUCUUCUUCUCAAUGUUCCACCUCAAAUGCUCUAAGUUCAUGGAAUUCAUUAUGUAAUUGGGAGCUCGGAGUUUUUUUUAUUUUUCCUGGAAUGGAAGAGUCUGGAAGUUGGUUUGAAGAAGCAACGAUAAAGAGCUGGGCUAAACAAACGGAAGAGAGUUAUCAGUUACAGCUCGCUCUGGCUUUGAGGUUAUCUUCACAAGCUGCUUCAGCUAAUGAUCCCAGUUUCUUGGAUUGGAAUUCUAGUGAUAGCAACAGAGGGGUUUCUUCUUUCUCUGAUUCUCCUGAAUCCAUUUCUCAUCGUUUUUGGGUGAAUGGAUGUUUGUCUUAUAAUGAUAGAAUUCCAGAUGGGUUUUACGUAAUGCAUGGAUUGGAUCCUUAUACAUGGAGUAUAAGUGCUGAUAGUCGUGUCCCGUCUCUUGAAUCAUUAAAGGCUGUCAAUGAUUUGUCAAUAGAAGUGGUUUUGGUAGAUAGAUUGAGGGAUUCUGGUUUGAAGGAGUUACAUAAUAGAGUUAUUGGUCUUUGGAGUGGCUCGAAUACAACAAAAGAUGUGGUUGAGCAGCUUGCGAAUCUUGUUUGUAAUCGUAUGGGGGGUGUUGUCUUCAAUGAAGAUGAUGACAAUUUUGCCAAAUGCUGGAAGGAAUGUACUGAAGUUAUGAAAAGACGUUUAGGUUCUGUUGUAAUUCUGGUUGGAAGUUUAACGUUUGGCCUCUGUGUUCAUCGUGCAUUGUUGUUUAAAGUAUUGGCGGACUCUAUUAAUUUGCCUUGCAGAAUUGUUAACGGAUGUAAAUACUGCAGAAGAGAUGUUGUUUCAUCCUGUCUUGUUCAAGUUGGUGAUGACAGGGAAUACUUUGUUGAUUUGCUUGGAAAGCCAGGAGCCCUAAGCCAGCCUGAUUCCUCACUCAAUUGUGCAUCUUCAGUAUUAGUUUCUUCACCAUUGUCUCAUCCAAGGUUUAAAUCUAUCCAAACAAAUGAGGACUUCAGGACAUUGGCAGCCAAACUCUAUUUCCUUGACUGCCAGCCACUUAAUCUUGUGUUUGAUAAUCCUUCAUCAGGCACUACUAUUUGUGAAGAUGACGGAUUCAUUUCAAGGCUUGGUAAAGACAUGAAGAGCCUUCCACCCACAUCAAGCAACAAACAUGAAGCUUCUCUGUCACCUCUGCACCAAGGAGUUGCUCAGAACAUCAUGUAUGACAUGGAUCUGCGGGUGCCAAACUCAUAUAAUCCAUUUCUGAAUGUCGUAAAAAUGAAGAACUUUGUUGAAGGUCCCAAUGUGCCAAGUUCUAUCCUCCCAGUUAAGAAAAAACAUACAGAUCCUGUCAUCUCUAAUCCAAAGCCUGUCGCUACAGAUAAUUUGUUGCUCAUGGAAAUAAACCAGACAAUACUAAGUAAAUCAAACAAUCAACUUCAUCUCAAAGAGGAAGAUUUGGAUGUUCCCUGGAGUGAACUUCUAUUGAAGAAGAAAAUUGGAUCAGGCUCCUUUGGAACUGUCUAUCAUGCUGACUGGCGUGGUUCGGAGGUUGCUGUCAAAAUUCUCGAGGAGCAAGAAUUUCACACAGAGCGCUUUGAGGAAUUUUUGAGUGAGGUUUCUAUAAUGAAGCGUUUACGACAUCCAAAUAUUGUUCUCUUUAUGGGUGCUGUUACCCAACCCCCUAACUUGUCCAUAGUUAUGGAGUAUUUAUCAAGAGGCAGCUUGCACAAACUUUUACAUCUGGCUGAUGCUGCCUUGAUACUGAAUGAGAGGCGCCGCUUAAAUAUGGCGAAUGAUGUUGCAAAGGGAAUGAACUAUCUUCAUCAGUUUAGACCUCCCAUUAUUCAUCGAGAUUUGAAAUCUCUAAAUCUCUUAGUGGACAGUGCAUACAAGGUCAAGAUUUGUGAUUUUGGCCUCUCACGCUCAAAAGCGAAGACAUAUAUUUCAUCGACAAGUGCUGCAGGGACUCCGGAGUGGAUGGCCCCAGAAGUACUUCGGAAUGAGCAAUCAAAUGAAAAAUCAGAUGUUUACAGCUUUGGUGUAGUCUUGUGGGAACUUAUGACCCUGCAACAUCCAUGGAGAAAUUUAAAACAAGCACAGAUCAUUGCUGCUGUUGGUUUUAUGGGCGGAAGGCUUGAGAUUCCAAGCAAUGUAAAUCCUUCAGUGGCUGCCUUGAUUAAGGUCUGCUUGGAUAGCGAGCCCUCAAAACGUCCUUCAUUCUCUUAUAUCAUGAAAACUUUACAGGAGCUGACAAACGACUCCAUCUCCCAACCAGUUGCUCAUUGAGUAAUUCGACGACAAAGCUAUAUGUAGUCAAACUGCUCACAUGAUCUCAGCCCUCUCACUCCCAUGAUAUUUUCCAGGAUUUAACAAGAUGUUGAUCGCCCUUUUUUUAUCUGCCAUGAACUAAUUCUUGUAGCUACAAUUGUGAAUAUGCACACGAAGUUGUCAAGAUAUCAAAUAUCAAGCAAAAUGGGUGGAAAAGGCAGGCUUGUCAAAGAAGCUUUCUUAGGGGAGGUGAGCGAGGCUGGUUCAUUCAUGUUACUAAUUGUACUGAUGUGCCAUCAUUUGGUUGAUAUCUUCACUCUGUUGGUCUUAUAGUAUCAGCCAGGGCCUAGGGUUGCUUAUGAGUUAUGAUUUUGGUAACUUUUGAUGAUCUAGCCUUUAGUGAUUAUUAUAUUAGCAAUCAUAGGGUUUGAAUUUAGGAUCAUAAAGAAAAUAAUUUUUUUGAUUUCAAGUUUUUACAACUGUAUCACCAU